This is a messenger RNA of Octopus bimaculoides (California two-spot octopus), 1564 nucleotides long. RefSeq lists its product as uncharacterized. Lineage: Eukaryota; Metazoa; Mollusca; Cephalopoda; Octopoda; Octopodidae. The record is from RefSeq and is a predicted model, not a curated record.
UUGACAGGUCAGUAACGAAUGACCCUUGCUCUGGUUGCCAAGCGAUCUACAAUAUCGAUCACUAUACUCUUUUAUAUCAAAUGGAAUUAAUGGGGAAAAAAAGAGCAGAGAAAUAAAAAAAAAUUAGAAAAAAGCAAGCAAACAAACAAAAACAAAAAAAUAUACAAAUACGUUUUAAUCAUGAAAAAGAAAAAAAAAAAAACGAAAAAUACAAGAAAGGAAAUGGUGUUCUUAUCACUCCUGAUUUCGCCACGAUUCGAACUAUCAGCUCAGUUGUUUAUAGUUAUUCAAAGAAAAAAGAACAAAACAACAACAAAAAAAAAACAUGGAAAAAUAAAAACUGGAAGAGGAAAAUAGAAAGGAUUUAAUGGAAUAUUUUUAAGUAAGGGAUGAUAAAAUAUCAUUGAAAAGUAAAAAGUAUAACAUAGCAGAAUGAACUCCAUUAUAGAUAAUUUCCACGAUAUAAACAUUGAUAAGAAUGUUAUUAAAAAUUAUUCUACCGUUGAGUCGAAAAUAACGGAAUCACGAGAGGAUGAAUAUGGCGUACAGGAAAUAAGUAUUAGUGCUGAACCAUCGCAGGUCUCUAUUAGGAACGGCAGACCACCCAGCGUAGAAACUGACAGUUGGGGAAUACUAGAAGAAAUAAUGUCAUCAAGUUCCAUAGCGGUCGAGCCGAAAAUGACGUACCAAGAAAAAGUGGAGUGUAUGACUUCUUUACGGAAAAUCAUCUUGGAAAAAAUAUUGAUGAAUGGAAAUGUCGACCUAGCUGAAAUGAGACGCUUACUUUCGUGCAGAGAUAUAUUCGAAGAGAAUGUAGUUUUGAGCUCGCUGGAUUUGUUAAAAGUUGACAAUAUGUUUUCGCUAAUUCCGAAAUUAAUAAAGUCGAUGGAAUACUUCUUGGCUGAAUUGAAUGCAGCAUUGAAGAACUGGUCAGAAAAUAGCUCUCUGUCCGGUGCGUACAGCAAUAUUAUGUCGAACGUAGCUUUAUUUUAUGAAUACAAUAGCACCAUAGCCAUCGUAUUGAAUAUACUACAGGGUAAUGAAGGAAUUGAGUCCUACGACGCCACAAUGAAGAAGGUGAUGCCAAAUAUUGAGACUCCAUUUUCCGAUUUGCUCCAUUGUCCAAUCAUCGCUCACUACAGAGUUUACUUCGGUUUGAAGGAAUUAUGCAAGUACACGUCACGUGAUCACACGGACUAUUUUAUUUUGAAAGAAACUCGCAUAAAUAUGAGAAAACACUCGUGUUUUGUACCCCCGCAAAUCAAUAGACUACAUCUUAUCAAGUCCGGUUAUGCAGUUCAAAUGGACAAAAACAAGCGGAAGCUACGUUUCCUCUUUUUGUUUCCGAAAAACCUCAUCAUCACUAAACUCAAGAUAAAAUCCAACUGUGCAUAUUUUCAUACAAAAGGCAUCAUUCGACUGGGCAAGCGGAUGGUAACUAUUGAAUCAACGGUCAUUUGACUGCGGCCAUGCUGGAGCACGGAACCUAAUCAAACAUGUAAUUCCUACCAAAUGCGUUGAGUGCCCUUUUCUUUCGUUUGUCCACUCACUCGUAUGUAUGUAU